GAAGUUGCACAGUUACCCGACAAGCACAUUUUAUCAUAAACUAUUGCAGAAUCCAGACUUACGUAAGACCAUCAGGAAUGUCAAUCGCACCUGCGCACUUUGCACGACUAAACGACGCAAGUCGUCAGUAGGAAGUGAUGUAAGUGAUGGAUUCUGCAAAGAGUAGUGGGAAUUGGAGUUGGAAUGUGUUAACUGCAGGGAUUCAGUGCAGGGGUUACGUGUUUUUAAAUACGAACACACUUUAAAAACAUGAAACGUCAACGGAAUAAGUGUCAAUUGAUUAAUCAAAGAGCUUUAGCGAUAAAAUGGACAACUCUCAUCUGAAGUAAUCGAACGUUGAGCGCGAUGAACAAGCUCGCCUAUGUUUAGAUCAAGUUGCAACGAAGUUUAAAUGAAGGAUAGCUAACUACCGACAAUAAAAUAAGAAAACGACUUUGACUUGGUCAUAAAAACUAUAGGUGACAGAACGAAAGGCUUUUUUUUCAGAACGAAAGGCUAUUAAUAAGCCUAGCCUGGAUCUAGUCUUUAGACUGUUGUUUGAGAUCAUUGCUUGUAACAUACCGUGAGUUUACGACUACCCUCAGUUUGAAACUACAAAAUGUUUAAAGACAGAAAACACGCCUAGGUUCUGAUAAUAACAACUAAGUCUGUCAAUCUCUGUAAACAACUAUGAAGCCUAGACACAUCUGACGAUUCACCUCCUGUUGUGAUGAAUGGCGAAACAGAACUUCAAAUCCCACAAUGCAUUGCUACAUAGUUGUGUAAGUUUCCAGCGUCUUCCAGGAGAAACUCUUCGGGGGCGCAGGCUGUUGUUGAGAAAACAUAAAGUCUGGAAAGAAACAAUACAAUAUCGUUAAAGUUAUUAGCGAUUUCACUCCUUCGGGAGAAAAGGACACGAUUGUGCACUGGGCCCUUUACGGUUGACCAAAACGCUGUAUUGGAGGGAUUUGAGACCGUAAAAAGAAGAGGGGCCUGUCAAAUAUGUCCUCCUCUUCACAGGCAUCUUCCAGGCGGCAAUGGUGCUACCUCUGCGAUUUGCCCAAGAUGCCUUGGGCCAUGAUAUGGGACUUUAGCGAAGCCGUAUGUCGAGGAUGCGUGAACUACGAAGGUGCGGACAGAAUUGAGCUCCUUAUUGAGACGGCGCGGCAGCUUAAGAGAACACAUGUAAUGCAGGAUGGCCGAUCCCCUGGCCCUCAGUCUGGUAAACAUGGUCCAGGUGGAAAAGAUGGCCCCAUUGACGGUGGCAGGCAGCCGCCAGAGCGUUAUGAAAGGGCAAGAGGAGAUUAUGGGGUGCCUGCACGUCUUCCAAAUGGACUUCCCAGACUUGAAGACGGGGUUCCCCAAGAGGUUAGUAGACAGAGCCCCAAUGCCAGAAGCAGGGCUAUGGUGGGCACUGUCCCACCCAACUUAAUGGCACAGGGUCUAGUUGGUACCACACAUGGCUUGCUGGCUGCCAUGCCAGGCUUGAAUGCCAGGUCUGGAGCAACCUCCUUAACCAUCUCCACCCCCAUCCUGAAUGAGAUCAGCAAGCGUCAGGCACUGGGGAUGGGCAUGGGGGUGGGCGUGGCCCCCUUCAUCAGUCCUGAGAUCGAGAAGGAGCUGAAGGAGAAGCACCGUAAUGUGGAGGCACUGAGCGAGCUCACGGAGACCGUCCGCAACCGUGCGGACGACUGGGCUGGGCGGCCCAAGCCCAUCCGAGACACCCUGCUCACCCUCUCCAGCUGUUCGCCGUUCAACGUGCGCUUCAAGAAGGACCACAGCCUGCUGGGCCGCAUUUUCGCCUUCGACGCCAAGGUGGGGCCCGAGACAGAGCUGAAGGUGUUCGUGGAGUACCCAUGCGGCUCAGGUGUGGUUUUCUCCAGCCUGGUGAUGCUGGUGAAGCAGAUGUUCCACGACUGCCAGAAGGACGCCGGCAAGGUGAUCACUUCGGGCUACAAGUAUGUGGAGUAUGAAAAGCGCCACGGCUCUGGCGACUGGCGCCUGCUCACCGAGCUCCUUAGCGACGCCGUGCGCACCUUUAAGGAGGCCCCCAACCCCGACGCCCUCCCACAGCCUUACCUGGACGCCAGCUGUGCCAUCCUGCCCACCUCACUCUGCCAAAUGGGCCGCCCAGGGAUGUCAAGGGUCCGCAGGCGCAAGGCCUCCCCCGAGCCAGAGGGUGGUGCUGGAGGCGGCGGCGGUGGUGGUGUUGGUAGUGUAGUAGAGAGGCUGGUCAGCGAGGAACAGCUGCGGCAGCACUGGGCGUACAGCUAUCCUGGCAUGGCGGCUCACAUGGCUGCCGCCGUUGCCGCUGCUGCCGCAGCCCAGCCCAAUGCCGGGCAGAUGUCGUCUCUCCAGGAAGGCCUGGCCAUCCACGGCAGCGACCCCUCGCCCAUCACGGCGCUCAUGAACGUGGCUGACAACGUAGGUGCAGCUGGGCAGUCGCCCAAAGACGCCCCUGGAGGCUCCAGCAUGUCCCACUCCUCUGCCUCCUCCUCCUCUGGUGCCAACUCAGCACUGCGGCAAAACAACGGCAGCCCCAUGGCGGCAUCGCCGGCCGGCCAGCGCCGGCUGGCAUCACGGAACGGGGAGCCCGGUGCGGCGGCGGGCAGCAGCUCCGGCUCUGCGGGGUCAGCCACCGGCGGCGCCAUGCCCUCAGAGCAGGCGGCGGGCACGGGUGGCGAGGCCUCGGGCGCCGGCGGAAGCAACACGCCCCUCUGCUGCACCAUCUGCCACGAGAGGCUGGAGGACACGCACUUCGUCCAGUGCCCCUCCGUGGCCGGGCACAAGUUCUGCUUCCCCUGCACUCGGGAUUUCAUCCGCAACCAGGGCUCUGGCAGCGAGGUGUACUGCCCCAGCGGCGAGAAGUGCCCCCUGGUGGGCUCCAACGUGCCCUGGGCCUUCAUGCAGGGGGAGAUCUCCACCAUCCUGGCUGGAGACGUGAAGGUUAAAAAGGAGAGAGACCCGUAAUGCUCUUCGCUGUGGACAGAGGGUCCAGCUUCUCCAUGGAACGAACUGCAGCCUUGAACCCCAAAGAUGCUGUGAGCGCACGGCAAUCAGCACUGAAGAGGUGCCGUCAAUCAAGCAGGUCUUCUUCCUCACAGCCAAUCACCCUUAAUCUUUCUCCCCCUCAGGGCGGGGUCAUGAUGCCCAAGCCCAAUCAGGUCUAGAGGAGACCGCAACCCGUGGUUUGCCCUCUUACCCAAACCCUUAUAUGCUCUUAUUGCCGCCCAAAAUGUCAAGUCUAUAUGUAAAAAUCUCUAAGUGAUUUCUAUCCUCAAAUAUUUAGGCAAAUUGUAUAGUAAUAGGCUGUAUGACAGUAUAUUAUAAUUUAACCUACUUGUAAUGUAGUCAGACCCAUUUCACAGAGCAGCCUGUGUCUUUCGACAACCAAAAAUCACACCUCAAGGACUGUCUUGUUUUAUUUUGAGAAUGAAUGCUGACAUCACUGAAUGUCCCUUACACCCAGACAGGCUUGGGUUGUGGGGAGAAAGCCUGCGCUUUGUAAACAAUAACAGACGUCGAGUCUAGGUGUGCUGUUAAGCAGUGUCACACUCGCGUCUCUACUCGUGUCCCUGCUGACUAAAGCCAACAUCGCAGGAAGAGAGGCUACCACAUGCUGGUAGGCUUCCAAUAAAUAAAUAAAAAAAAGAUUAAAAAAAAAAAAAUGCUUUUACCAUAUCCCAGCCACGCCUAUUUCAAAUCCAGCAUGUACGAUAUAAAUCUGUCUUUAUAUUUGAUAUACUGUAUGUAGAUUGUAAAAAAAAACGAAACAAAAACAAACAGCCCUUUCAAUGGUUCUAGAAGUGCAAUCUCUAGUUUUGAUACUUCAUACUGCUUUAAGUACCACUGAGUAUAUGAGUGAAUAGAAAACCAAAGAUAGAUUCUUGCAGAGAUCGGUGUAUAAUACAACGCUGUUGCGUAUAUUUUUGUGGUAAAAUAGCUUUUUAUUUCAUUAGAUAAACAGAGAAGUUUAUGGGAAUCACAUGCUUCAGUCCCCAUGGAGUGGACCCUGUAGACUGUAUGACGCUCACUCAAAUGAUUAUAUUUCUAUUACCCCUUUUGGCCGGUGAAGUUGAGAUCAACUGCAUAGGUGUGAUGUUUGGUGAAAUGUACAAAAAAAAAAAAAAAAAAAACUGCAGAUAUAGUGUAAACAUUGUUUUAAUUUUCUACAAUUCUACAAGGUCCAGAUAUAUUUUUAUUUCAACAGUAUGACAUGACUAAUGGCCUGCUUUCCGAGAAAGAAAGUUGCCAACGUUUUUGCUCUUGAAAUUUAGUUUGAAGACAUUUCUUGAGUGCUUUUUCAGUGUAAUGACUUUUAAACUAUCCUGUACUGUUAAAAUCUCUGCCCUGGAUAUAUGUUAUGGUAAUGUAUAUGUAAACAUGCCUACAUAAACACUUCAUUCUGUGUAAAAUGUUCAAUCUGCUUUUGUGUUAAGGUUUCCGAUUAUAUUUAAAUUAAAAAGUAUGACAGGCUUUUGACAAUCCUUCAAUAAAGACGGUCCAACGUC
Molecule: messenger RNA, 4490 nt
Organism: Clupea harengus (Atlantic herring)
Lineage: Eukaryota; Metazoa; Chordata; Actinopteri; Clupeiformes; Clupeidae
Gene: irf2bp1
Product: interferon regulatory factor 2 binding protein 1
Biological process (GO): regulation of transcription by RNA polymerase II
Cellular component (GO): nucleus
Molecular function (GO): transcription corepressor activity
Source: RefSeq, a predicted model, not a curated record